AUGCAAUCAAAGCUCAACAAAUUUUUCAAAUCUUCCUCCGAUUCCACACCUCUUCCCGCAGCCGCCACCGGCGACGGCGACGAUGAUUUGGCCAACUGGAACUGGGAGAACAACCAACACCCUAUUAUCAACACUUACACCCGAACUCGUCGGAACCCUAAUCCAAUUCCUUCACCUGCAUCCGUAAUCGAAAAACCAAUAGUAGUCAAGAACAAGAAGAGAAGCUACGCUCAGUUCCAUCUGGAGUUAGGUCAAUCUGAUUUCCUAUUACGCGCGUGUUCCACUUGUCGUAUUCAGUUCACUCCCGGAGAUGUCGAAGACGAGAAAUUACACGCUCAAUUUCACAAACGCUAUACGCAAGGAAUCCAAUUUAGGGGUUGGAAUAAUGAAAGGAUCAUUUCUUCUGAUAAAAUUGGUCGAGUUAUUUUGGUGUUGGAUAAUGAUCCAUCUUCUCACAGAAACAAGGUUCAAGAAGUUGUGAAGAUGAUGGAAAUUGAGAUGGGAAGUGGAUGGAUAGCUCAUCAACUCUGUAAGGUUUAUUUGUUCAUUUCUCUCCAAAGGAUUGUUGGUUGCGUGGUUGCAGAACCAAUCAAAGAAGCUUUUAGAGUAGCAUCUUGCUCAGAUGAUAGUCAUUCAGCUAGUGCAAGGAAAAGGGAGAAGAAGCUGCGUCCAACCACUCUUCAGUUCGGGAAUAUUGUUUUUCAAAGGGAAGUCGGAAAAAGUGUGGUGAAUGUGAGUGAUUCUGAGACGUUGGACGAUAGGGCUUUCUCUUGUGAAAGCAAACCUGUUGCUGCUGUUUGUGGCAUUAGAGCCAUUUGGGUCACUCCCUCCAACAGAAGAAAACACAUUGCUAGCCAAUUGCUGGAUACUGUGAGGAAAAGUUUCUGCACGGACGAGCUUGAACGUGCUCAGCUAGCAUUUUCUCUACCAACCUUGGUUGGGAAGGCAUUCGCCUGUAGUUACUCUGGUACUAGAUCAUUCUUGGUGUAUAAAGCAGUUUAA
This is a messenger RNA of Lathyrus sativus (Indian pea), 1002 nucleotides long. The record is from the annotation of a GenBank genome assembly. NCBI's taxonomy places the organism in Eukaryota, Viridiplantae, Streptophyta, Magnoliopsida, Fabales, Fabaceae.